Molecule: messenger RNA, 2761 nt
Organism: Aedes aegypti (yellow fever mosquito)
Lineage: Eukaryota; Metazoa; Arthropoda; Insecta; Diptera; Culicidae
Product: putative tyrosine-protein kinase Wsck
Exons: 4
Coding region: 263-2524 (753 amino acids)
Biological process (GO): cell surface receptor protein tyrosine kinase signaling pathway; positive regulation of kinase activity; multicellular organism development
Cellular component (GO): signaling receptor complex
Molecular function (GO): transmembrane receptor protein tyrosine kinase activity; ATP binding; protein binding
Source: RefSeq, a predicted model, not a curated record
AUCAUCAUCAUUCAUCAAAAUCGUCAUUCGCAGUCGGGUUCGGUCGCACUGAACAUAAACAAAAGAGCGUGUGUUGUGUUUUCCCAUCAUUGUUUUCCGUUGUUUUCCUUUGUUUCGUCGUGAUUUUCCCCCAAAUUUUUCAAUCGAUGUGCGCUCCGUCCGAGUGGUGUGAAAAUUUCAGUGAAAAUGUUCAGUGCUUGACGGUUUCUAGUAAAUACAACAGAUAGGAAUCUAAGACGGGGAACCCGUCAGAACAGAAACGAUGCCACGAUCAAAAUGUUAUGCGUCAUCAAUGUCGCUUCGGCGGUGUCUUCCGGUAAUCUGUUUGGUGAUUGUGGCCCGUUUGGUGGAAGCCCAGAAAGGGAUCUUCUUCGGGUGCUACCAGCGAGAUCGAUCCGGGCAGCUGGAGCUGCUGACCGACAGUUUGGACAAAUGCGUUGGCCACUGCGAGCUUGGCUUCUUCAGGUACGCGGCACUAUCGGAUACGCAGUGCUUCUGCUUCAACAUGAUUCGUCUGCGCCAGAUAGAGGACAAAAAUUGCAAUCUUAGCUGUCGCCAAAGUGCGGAGCAUUCUUGUGGCGGUGAUAAUGCGCAAAGUUUCUACGAAACCGGGGUGGAUGUGGCCGGACCCGUUAAGAAUCUCAAACUGGCAGAAAAGGAAACGGAAAGCACGAUCAAAAUUUCUUGGGAUGCUCCGUCCUUGGAUGGAGUGCCGGUGGACGAGUAUGAGAUCAAUGCCGUCGCACUGUCCACCUUUGCCAACUAUCGACUGUAUCCGAUGAGCUGGAGUGUCCACAAUAACUCGCAGUCAUUCGAACUGGCCAGUUUGGUUCCGGGUACGCGUUACAACAUAACCGUGACGAGUGUUUCGGAAAAGGGCGCCGGAGGGAUGGCUUGGAUGGUGGCCCAGACGGAAAUUGGCGUUCCGGAUCCGGAACCGGAAGAACCGGUGAUAUUGCGACGGCUGGAUUCGACCGUUCAGAUCCAGAUUCAGAAGGCCAUUAACAACAACGGCCCGGUUAACUAUUACCGAGUGGUGGUGCACUACGUGGACGAUGAUCUGGUGCAAACGUUCGACGAGACCCUGCUGGAUACGUACCAACGGUCACGGGAGAAGGGCGUUCCGUACUACAUUGCUGCCGAGGUGGAGAUGAAGGAGGACUCACUGCUGUUCACCGUUGGCGACAAGCGACACUAUCGAAACUACUUCAAUCCGGAAAUUCCUGCCCGGAAGCACGUGCACAUCUCCAUCGGAAUCGUCAGCAUCUUGAACAACGUGGUAAAGGUGCGGUACGCUACCACGACCCACGAGCAGCACCAGCACCCGGAUCACCACCACGUGAAUUCUACCAAUGCUCCGGAGCGGAACGAAGCGCUGAUCACGGUACUGGCCGUGGCUUGCGUCCUCUUCGGAAUCGUACUGUUGGCCAGUAUCGUCCUGUACGUUUACCUGCGCUAUAAAACAUCGAGAAAUACUCGUCCCCUUCGGGAUCACCACGAAAUGGCCCUGCAGGGACCGAUCUUGGAAGUGGAGAACAACGGCUUCAUUCCGGACAUUUACGAACAGCGCGGAUUCGAGGCGGAACUGCACGACAUCAUUGAAUCUCUAGCACCGCACCAGAAGCAUCCUCGGAAGCAUCUGUCGCUGGAGAUCAAUACCAUCCUGGGUUCGGGCAAGUACGGGGACAUACUCAAAGGAAGCCUCCAGCGCGAGGGCAUCGAACUGCCGGCCCAGGUGCACGUCAUAUCCGACGACAUGGACAAGAUCGAUCAGAUUGGCUUCCUGAACGAGUUCCGGCGGGUCAUCAAGCUGGAACAGCACCCGAACGUUCUGCAGCUCUACGGGGUGUGCGUCACGCCGGACUGGUGCUACGUGCUGUUCGAGGAGAUGCAGACCACCCUCAAGCAGACGCUGCUCAACGCGAGGAUACCAAAUAACGUGAACAGUCCAAAGUUUUCCACCAUCUCGGAGGAAAUUGUCGUGAACAUUCUGUGUCUGGUGUGCGACGGCAUGCAGUACCUGGUUGAGAACAAUAUCGUCAACAAGAAGCUCUGCGCCCGAACCGUCUACGUCAACACCAAGUUCGAGGUGAAGGUAAGUGCCUUCGGGCCGCCACUCUACGGGGACGACAACGGCCAGCAGGUGGACAUCAUCCGUUGGAACGCCCCGGAGGUGAUCAAGUUCCAAAACCACACUGCCAAGAGUGACGUCUGGUCGUUCGGGUUGCUCAUCUGGGAGUGUUGCUGUUUGGGCGCGACCCCAUUCGGGACAAUCACCACCGAUAAUCUGUUUGCCAGCAUCCGGGCGGGCAGUAGGCCCGAAAAACCCAGCUUCGUCUACGACGACCUCUACCAGAUGUGCCUUAACUGUUGGGAUCCGGACGCGGCAGACCGACCCGAGUUCGACGACGUGAGCCGAUACCUGAGACAAACGCUGCCCAUGCUGCGCUACAUGCUGUCCUUUGAACGGACCCAAAACGCGCAGAUACCUCCGUACUUACCGGACCUGGAGCUGAUUCCGUGAUGAGGUGGAUUCCGAUCCAACAAAACCAAGAUCAAAUUGUAACCUUAGGACAAUAUUUUAGGAACGUUAAGUAUUCUAUUCUCUGAAUUCCGUCCAUUUUAUCAAAUCAAAAGAUAUUUUUUAAGACUAUGGAAGAUAUUUUUUAUCUAGCUAAUAGUGCCUAACAGUAUAAACGUAAAUUGUUGUAUUAGUUUUUUUUUACACAGAAAUAUAUUGAACCUUUGAAAUGGAGUAAAA